Molecule: messenger RNA, 2125 nt
Organism: Amaranthus tricolor (Joseph's coat)
Lineage: Eukaryota; Viridiplantae; Streptophyta; Magnoliopsida; Caryophyllales; Amaranthaceae
Product: zinc finger BED domain-containing protein RICESLEEPER 2-like
Exons: 2
Coding region: 241-1830 (529 amino acids)
Molecular function (GO): DNA binding; protein dimerization activity
Source: RefSeq, a predicted model, not a curated record
UUAUUCUUCCUUAUUAUGACUAGUUUUAGUUAUGAUGUUGUAUUAACUAAGUUAUUUUUAUGAAUAUUAAUAAUUCUAUUUCGAUCGGCGUUCAAAAUGUAUAGUUUUCACUGAUCUUGUGACUUUUACUUGAUUAGCAAUCGGUCCAGCGAAUCACUUUGUUUUAAAUUGGAAGUGACGCUUUGAACCACAAUUUCGCGUUAGUGAUCUCUCGCUGCUACCUCCUUUGAAAGGGAAGACAUGUCAAUGUCGAGUGUUAAUUCUAACGACAGCCAAAUAGAAGAAGCUCAAAAAGCCAUCGCCAGAAUGGCAUGUUAUGCGAAAGUGCAGCCUCGAUCGUUAUGUCAUGACUAUGAACCUUUCGGGCGAUUAGUUGAUACCCUAAAUCCAAAAUUGCGUUCAUGCCUCACCUUUGAGUCCCUUGAACACAAUUGCAUGAAAUUAUACAAGGUAGAGCAAGAAAAGGUGAAGGAAGUUUUCUCUAGACUUGGUCAGCAAAUUAGUCUCUCAGUGGAUUUACGUGUUCAUGAGAAGUUUUGGUCAGAAUAUCUUAGCUUAACUGCUCAUUUUAUUGAUGAUGAUUGGAAACUGCGAACGUGGGUUGUUAAGUAUCGUGGUGCUUUUAGGGAUUUUCCAAUUGAUAUGAUUUUGAAGACUUCGAAAGAGUAUGAUAUUCAGGGGAAAAUACCCAAUAUGACUACUGCUGCAGACGCUGGUGACUUGGCUGAUUGUGUGAAGGAAAAUAUUCAGAAGGUUAACAGUCUCCCACUGGAUGGGGAGUUGUUUCAUGUGUGGUGCAGCUGCGAUAUGAUCAGUCGUAUGGUUCAGAAAGGAUUUAAGCUGAUUAGUGAAGUUAUUGACAAGGUUCGGUUGUUAAGCUGGUCCAAAUCCUUGCCCCUAUGGUACAUUACUAGCUGGAAGCUCUCGCACGCUUUAGAGUUGAAUGCUUUAGGAGAGUUUUCUUCAGAAGAAUUCAACGAAGUACCAUCAGUUGAGGAAUGGGAAAACGUUAGGAGUAUGUGCAGGAUUGCUGAUAGAAUAUAUGAAAUCACGAAAGGAUUAUAUGAAGUUAAGAGGCCAACAGCUAGUCGCUUCCUACCUCAUAUGCAAGAGAUUCGGACAUACCUUGUUGAACAGUCGGCCAGUUCAGAUGCAUUUGUGAGGUUUCUGACAAAGAAAAUGUACAAGACCUUUAAUAAGUAUUGGAAUGAUACAUUUUUAGUGCUUUCCAUUGCUGCAUUUUUUGAUCCUCGUUAUAAAAUGAAAUACGUUGAGUUUGUUCUGUCUGACGAUUCAAAGGCUGCUGAUGUUUUAAACACCAUUCGAAAGCUUUAUGAUGGUUAUGUGAUUCAAGGAAACGAGUAUGAAUUAAGUGAGUCUAGUUCUGAGUCUGGUGACGAGGAUGAGGGUGAAGAAUGGGAAGAGGAUGAGAUCAAGGAAGAGGAUGAGAGGUCUAAUGAAGUAGUUAAGAAAAGCCGUGUCAACAUUCUUGAAACUCUAGAUGGGCUUGAAGAGUACUGUAAGUCUAUACAAUCUGCGGACGAUAAGGUUCUGAAAUCGGAUUUGGAUUUGUAUCUGGAAGAGCCAGUCUUUCCAUGGAAGGAGAAUUUCAGUGUGUUGCAUUGGUGGAAAGACAACUGUUGCAAGUAUCCCCGGCUUUCUUGUAUGGCUCGUUACUUCUUGGCUAUCCCUUUGUCUGUCGCGACUUCUUAUGAAGCAUACUACACCGAGCCUAGAGAAGUUGAUUGGACAGUGGUGUCUCUGAAACCUAAGCUGAUGAAUGCUGUGAUGUGCACUCGGAGCUGGAAACUCGGUUGUGAAUAUGAUUAAGAAUUCAGACGGCAUGUGAAAACAGUCUUUUGCAGUCCUAAUUUUAUUGCCAAAGUCACAAGGUUAUGUUGCAGCCUUGCAGGUGAUUGUAUGGGUAACAUCCAUGGAGGAAGACUUCUAUUUUUGGAAAUAUGAACUAAAUUGGAUUAGUACUGCUUUUGUUUACUGAUAAGUACUACUAUAUUUAGUAUCUUAAACUUUAUUUCUUUGCUAUCUACAAUGAAGGUCAUGGAAGAGAUGGUGUAGAAGUUUUUCCUGAUGUAGAUUGCUACUAAAUUUACUAACCCAUUCUUAU